Molecule: messenger RNA, 2329 nt
Organism: Polistes dominula (European paper wasp)
Lineage: Eukaryota; Metazoa; Arthropoda; Insecta; Hymenoptera; Vespidae
Product: venom serine carboxypeptidase
Biological process (GO): proteolysis
Molecular function (GO): serine-type carboxypeptidase activity
Source: RefSeq, a predicted model, not a curated record
UAUAUCGUUGCUAAAAAUAUCGAUAAUCGAUUGAAAAUGUCGAGUGAUCGUUUGCUUAAUUAUAUAUGUACAUUUGAAUGACUAAGCAUGGAAAUACCACAGUAUACGUCCUAAAUUAGUAAAUUUGUACGUUUAAUACGUAACAGAAGAAAAACCGAAAGAGAAUCGUAAAAAAUUGUUAAAGUUACAUUAUCAAGAUUCACUCAUAAAUAUAUCUUUAUAUAAAUAUAGAUAUAUAUCAAUAAGGAUGAGCAAGUUACUUAGUUUAUUAGUUUUGUUUGUGUUUAUAAAAACAAACACGAAUGCAUUUACAAACAUUUAUGCAGAAUCAAAAAGAUGUCUUCCUGAUGAAAAUGCAGAUGUUGGUAAUCCUCUUUUCUUAACGCCGCUUAUUGAAAGUGGAAAGAUUGAUGAAGCUCGAAUGCAAUCUAUCGUUGAACACAGGGAAAUGAGCUCUGUUAGUAGUUACGCAGGCUACUUAACAGUAAAUAAGGAGUACGAUUCUAAUUUAUUUUUCUGGUUCUUCCCUGCUAAGCAUAAUCCAAAGGAUGCGCCAGUGGUAUUGUGGUUAGAAGGUGGUCCAGGACUAAGUACCUUAUUUAGUAUUUUUAUCUUACACGGACCAUUUUUGAUUACUUCAAACAUACAUCUUGCACCGCGUAAUUAUUCCUGGAGCAAUUCUCACAAUUUAAUUUACAUUGAUAGCCCUGUUGGUACUGGUUACAGCUUCACUAAGAAUGAUGAAGGCUAUGCCAGAAAUGAAACCCAAAUAGGAAAAGAAAUUAAUAUUGCUUUAGUGCAGUUCUUUCAACUUUUUCCGGAACUUCAGAAUAAUGACUUUUUUGUUACUGGUGAAUCUUACGCCGGAAAAUAUGUACCUGCUGUUUCUUAUGCUAUCAAAGAUUACAAUAUUAACGCAAAAGUGAAAAUAAAUUUAAAAGGUUUGGCGAUAGGAAAUGGAUAUAUAGAUCCUGAGAAUCAACUUGUAUAUAGCGAUUAUUUAUAUCAAAUAGGUUUAAUAGAUAUAAAUCUAAAGAAUUUGUUCCAUCAAUAUGAGGAAAAAACACGUGAUUUAAUUAAGCAAAAGAAAUAUGUGGAUGCUUUAGAGACGAUUAACGUAUUAUUCUCUGGUGAUCCGUCUAUUUUUACAAAUGCAACAGGUUUCAAAUAUUACUUUAAUUAUUUACAGACAGAGGAAACUAAUGAAUCACUAUGGCUGUUAGAAUGGGUGCAAAGAGCGGAUGUUAGGCGUGCGAUACAUGUAGGCAAUUGUACCUUUAAUUUUACAAGUGAAAUAGUUGAGAAUUAUUUGAAAACAGAUAUAAUGCAAUCUGUAGCUGUACUGGUAUCAGAUUUAUUACAACAUUAUAGGGUUCUCCUUUAUAAUGGUCAACUUGAUAUUAUUGUUGCAUAUCCGUAUGUUCUUAAUUUUUUGCAAAAUUUAAAAUGGUCUGGUGCAGAGAAAUAUAAAACGGUUGAUCGUAAGCAGUGGCGGGUUGAAGAUGAGUUGGCUGGUUAUACAAAGUCUAUUGAUAAUCUAACAGAAGUUCUUGUUCGAAAUGCAGGUCAUUUGGUUCCUUAUGACCAACCUCGUUGGGCUCUCGAUCUUAUUACUCGCUUUACGCGUAACGAACAAUUCUAAUUAAUGUGAUACUUUUCACUAUUUUGUUGAUUUUAAUAAUAUAAUAUAAUAUAAUAUAAAAUAGAAUUAAAAAAAAAAAAAAAAAAAAAAAAAAAAUAAAAAGAGAAACAAUAUGUAAAGAAAUGUUAAGUUUUUUGUUAAAGUUUAUAAACAAGUGUAGAGGUAUAGUUUCCAUCAACAAAUAGGUGCAACAAACUAGAUUGCAAGAACUACAAGAUUGUCAGGUGAAUAUGAGAGUGAUGUACGUACUGCAAUUUUCAAUAAUAUUUAAAAUAAUAAUAAUAAUAAUAAUAAAAUUAUAUUAUUUUAUAGCUUUUUACAUAAAUAUACUUAUUUAAAAAGAUUCAAAAUUGACAAUUGUAAUCAAUAUUGGAGCUGUAAAAAAUUGUUUCAGAUUUUAUAAAAUGAUAUUUUGUAGUUUGAUGUUUAUAUGCGCAUACACAUAUACAAAAGGAAACAUUUUCACUAAUAUUGUAAUAAAAUGUUUGAAAAAUGAUAUAUACUGCGUACAUGAGUAUAUAGAGAAUAUAAAUGAACACAAUAAAUCAAUCAAUUAUGGAGCUAAAAAUGACAGCCUUUACUGGAAGAUGAUUAGUCUUUAAGUUAAAUCGUUCGAAUAAAUGCAAACUUGUAAAAAUUGUAAUUAAUUCUUUGGGCAAUACGAAUACAUAUAUUAUUUAAUAGCGA